UCAACCUUCUUCUUGUUCUUUCUGCCUCUUUCUUGCCUUCGUAAUUUCACAGCCCCUAGCUGAUCAAUUAAACCCAAAGAAUCCAAAAAACCAUGUCAGUUUACCUAACUCUCCUCCUUCUUCUUCUCCUUCCUUUGUUCUUUCUCAAGCCAUCUUCUUCUUCCUUGAUGAUGGCUGAGGAGGAGAACCCCAUGCAACAGCUCUCGGAGGCCGAACUGGUUAAUCUAGCCGGCUAUGGCGAGGAGAGGCUCUCAUCUGUGCUAGUCACUGGAUCACUUGUAUGCGAAGCUUGCCUGUUGGCUGGAUCAGAGCUGGACAUCUCCCAUGUCCAAGGUGCAGUGGUAGCAGUUGCAUGCAAGACAGAUAGAAGAAGAAGAAGGAUAAAAUAUGCAAAUGGAACAACAGAUGAAUUCGGAGAAUUUAUAAUAGACCUUCCCUCUAGGCUCCACGCCAUGCCCAAGCUAGAAGAAGCUUGUGUGGUUAGGAUUCUUCGCAUGCCAAGAAACUCUCUCUGUCGGCAUUUCUCCCGUGGAAUAAACCCAGCUGCUAAACGCAUAAGACUCUCAUCUGUGGGCAAUAGCAUUCGCGUAUAUACAACUGGAUUGGUGAGAACAAGAAGCCUUAAAUCAGGAAAGCCUGCUCUUCAUGAGUGUUUGAGGAAGAAGGAUAUUGCUACUGAACUGAUGCAGAGCAAUUGGUGAUCGAUAUGUGCAGUUUAUGCUUUAAUUGCAUGCAUGCAUGCUACUUGUGAAUAUGCGUGAACAAGUCUUGCUUGAAAUAUACGUACAUUAAUUACCUCGCAUAUACUA
This is a messenger RNA of Dendrobium catenatum, 809 nucleotides long. RefSeq lists its product as uncharacterized. Lineage: Eukaryota; Viridiplantae; Streptophyta; Magnoliopsida; Asparagales; Orchidaceae. The transcript is spliced from 2 exons. Bases 93 to 701 code for a protein of 202 amino acids. The record is from RefSeq and is a predicted model, not a curated record.